CUCUCUCUCUCUCUCUCUCUCUCUCUCUCUCUCUCUCUCUCUCCACAACACCGAGGAACUCAACCAGCACCUCGAUCCUUAAUUAAUUCCCUCUCCUUCUUCUUCAACCCCUCAACCUCCACUAAUAUUCAACCUCCCAUGGCCUGAGAAUCCUAGCUAGCUAGCCUCCUCCUCCCUCCCUUCAUCAACCACCACCACCAAUGCCCGAACGCUUUCUCCUCCUCCUCCUCCUCCUCCUCCUCCACUUCUCUCUCUCGACCUCCCUAUCCCCGGAUGGCGAAGCUCUUCUCCCUUUGAUCAGCCCUCCUUCAUCCUCCCCCCACCCCUCGUGGAACCCCUCAGACCCAACCCGUUGCUCAUGCACGGUCGUCACUGCUCCCGCGACGCGCGCGUCAUCUCCCUCUCCUCCCGACACUUUCCUCAAACCUCACCUCCCUCCCCCCCAGCUCUCCUCCCUCUCUCCCUCCAGCCUCCUCAACCUCUCCUCCCAACAUCUCGGGCCCCUCCCUCCUCCCUCGGCUCUUCUCCUCUCUCCGCCUCCUUACCUCAGCUCAACUCUCUCGGGCACGAUCCCUUCGCGGCUCGGCGCGCUGAGCUCUCUCCCGUAUCUGCUGCUGACUGAACCGGCUCUCCGGCCCCAUCCGGCCACGCUGGCGAACCUUACCUCGCUCCAGGUCCUCUGCUUUCAGGACAACCUGAUAAACGGCUCGACUUCCCAGCUCGGCUCGCUGAUGUCCCUCGAACAGUUCCGGUCGGGGGCACCGUUUCUGACAGGUUGCCUCCCCCGGAGCUGGUGGCUGUUGGCGAACUUGACCUACUUCGGCGCCGCCGCACUGGACCUUUCAGGGCCCCAUUCGAAGGUCGGAAGUUUGAUCAACUUGCAGACGCUAGCAUUGUACGAUACUGAGAUUUCGGGCUCGGUUCCAAAGAGAAGCAGCUGCCUUCAGCUCGUAGGAAACUGAUACCUGCAUAUGAAUAAGCUGACGGGUCCGGUUCCGCCGGAGCUUGGGAUGUUGAGCGAGUUGACGAGCCUGCUUCUCUGGGGGAAUCUGCUUGCGGGUUCCAUCCCCGGAGAGAUUGGGAAUUGCUCGGCGUUGGUUGUUCUUGACCUCUCGGCGAAUAAGCUGGGAGGAGGAGUCCCCGAAGAGAUUGGGAGGUUGGGGGUUUUAGAGCAGCUGCAUUUGUCUGAUAACCUGGUUUCGGGUCCGAUUCCUAAAGAGAUUAGCAACUGCAGCAGCUUAACAGCUCUGCAGCUUGAUAAGAACUUGAUUUCAGGCCCGAUUCCGUUGGAGAUUGGAGAGCUGAAGUAUCUGCAGAGUCUGUUUUUAUGGGGGAAUUCGAUAUCGGGUACUAUUCCUUCAUCAUUUGGGAACUGCAGCGAGCUCUAUGCUCUUGAUUUGUCGAAGAACAAGCUUGUUGGGACGAUCCCUGACGAGCUUUUUGGGCUUUCGAAGCUCAGCAAGUUGCUGCUUUUAGGCAAUGAGCUCACUGGAGAACUGCCGAAGAGUGUUGCUAACUGUCAGUCAUUGGUGAGAUUGAGGCUUGGCGAGAACCAGUUCAAAGGAGAGAUUCCCAAAGAGAUUGGUAAGCUUCAAAACUUGGUGUUUCUAGAUCUUUACAGCAAUAAUUUUUCGGGGAAAUUGCCUGCUGAGAUUGCAAACGUUACUGUUCUUGAGCUGUUGGAUGUGCACAAUAAUAGUAUCACCGGAGAAAUUCCUCCUCAGUUGGGGGAGCUGAUGAAUCUCGAGCAGCUCGAUCUCAGUCACAAUAAUUUCUCAGGUGAAAUCCCGCAGAGUUUCGGCAACUUCAGUUACCUGAACAAGCUGAUCCUGAACAGCAAUUUCUUAUCUGGGUCUCUGCCAAAAUCUAUCAAGAACCUGCAGAAGCUUACAUUGCUUGAUUUGAGCUACAACAACUUCUCAGGGCCAAUUCCUCCUGAAAUCGGCUCCUUGGUGAGCUUAACGAUGAGUUUAGACUUGAGUUCUAACAAUCUCACCGGAGAAAUUCCAAAGGAAAUGUCUCAAUUGUCACAGCUACAAUCAUUGGAUUUAUCGAGCAAUUCCUUAUAUGGGAGUAUAGAGGUCUUGGGUAUGCUAACAAGCCUAACUUCUCUAAACAUUUCUUAUAACAAUUUCUCUGGUCCUAUUCCAGUUACCCCAUUUUUUCGAACUCUAUCAUCAAAUUCUUAUCUCCAGAACUCAAAUCUGUGUCAAUCUUUUGAUGGGUAUACUUGCUCUUCUGAUCUCAUUCGUCGAACUGCUCUCAAAUCAAUCAAAACAGUUGCUUUAGUCUGUGUAAUCUUAGGCUGUGCAACUAUUUUCUUCUUUGCUAUUUGGAUCCUCAUUACCAAACAUAGAAAGCUUGCGGCAGAGAAAAAAGCAAUGUCAUUAUCGUCUUCUGGAGCUGAUGAUUUCUCAUAUCCAUGGACUCUUACCCCUUUCCUUAAACUCAAUUUCACGAUAGACAACAUCUUAGAAUGCCUAAAAGACGAAAACGUUAUAGGAAAAGGAUGCUCAGGGGUCGUUUAUAAAGCCGAGAUGCCCAAUGGGGAGAUAAUUGCAGUCAAAAAACUAUGGAGAUCAAAGAAAGAUGAGGAUCAAAUUGAUGCAUUUGCAUCCGAGAUCAACAUUUUAGGCCACAUUCGACAUAGAAACAUCGUGAAAUUGCUUGGAUAUUGUUCUAACAAGUGCGUCAAACUUCUGUUGUAUAACUACAUCUCGAAUGGAAACCUGCAGCAAUUGUUGCAGGAGAAUAGGAGUUUGGAUUGGGAGACGAGGUAUAAAAUUGCAGUUGGAUCAGCGCAGGGAUUGUCUUAUCUUCAUCACGAUUGUGUGCCGGCGAUUUUGCAUAGGGAUGUGAAGUGUAAUAAUAUUUUGUUGGAUUCAAAAUAUGAAGCUUAUUUGGCUGAUUUCGGAUUGGCGAAGCUGAUGCAUUCGCCUAAUUUUCAUCAUGCUAUGUCGAGGGUUGCAGGAUCUUAUGGUUACAUAGCACCAGAGUACGGAUACACGGCAAACAUAACAGAAAAGAGUGAUGUCUACAGCUACGGAGUAGUCCUCCUUGAAAUCCUAACCGGCCGCAACGCAAUCGAAUCGAUGGUUGGCGACGGGGGACACAUUGUGGAGUGGGUCAAGAAGAAGAUGGGGAGCUUCGAGCCUGCACUCAACAUUUUGGACUCAAAACUCCGAGGACUUCCCGAUCAAAUGGUGCAAGAAAUGCUACAAACCCUAGGAAUCGCAAUGUUUUGUGUGAACUCCUCACCAUCGGAGAGGCCAACGAUGAAGGAGGUGGUUGCUCUAUUGAUGGAGGUCAAGAGCUCGCCAGAAGAAUGCGGGAAGAGUUCUCAACAGCCGUUGAUAAAGAAUGGGAGUCACAGUUGAAAAAAAUGCGGUUUAUUUUCUUAUGUUUUUAGGGUUAGAUGAUUUAAUUUUGAGAUGAUGAAGAGGAGGAGGAUUUGUGUUGUUUGGUUGGUUUGGUUUAGUGUUUGAGGCUGAGGGUUUUGUACAGGUUGUUGACAUUUGCAUGAGGUUACCUGAUCAAGUGAAGUUCCCUUCAUUGAAUAUUUUGAGGUUUUCUUCAUGUUUAAUAAGAUCACUAUGUCUAAUUUAUG
Molecule: messenger RNA, 3607 nt
Organism: Asparagus officinalis (garden asparagus)
Lineage: Eukaryota; Viridiplantae; Streptophyta; Magnoliopsida; Asparagales; Asparagaceae
Product: probable LRR receptor-like serine/threonine-protein kinase At1g34110
Biological process (GO): protein phosphorylation; hormone-mediated signaling pathway
Cellular component (GO): plasma membrane
Molecular function (GO): protein binding; protein kinase activity; ATP binding
Source: RefSeq, a predicted model, not a curated record